This is a messenger RNA of Lobosporangium transversale, 5894 nucleotides long. Its product is annotated as chitin synthase-domain-containing protein. Gene Ontology annotation, cellular component: cell septum; cell periphery. The transcript has 15 exons. Gene Ontology annotation, molecular function: chitin synthase activity. Lineage: Eukaryota; Fungi; Mortierellomycota; Mortierellomycetes; Mortierellales; Mortierellaceae. Bases 123 to 5894 code for a protein of 1923 amino acids. The record is from RefSeq and is a predicted model, not a curated record.
UCACACAAUGAAGAAGCCUUACUAUACUCCUAAUUGAUUUUGUUAAUCAAGAUUAAUAAUAGGAUGUGCUGUCAUCGUGUUAUCCAUGUUACCGCAGUCGUUUCGUCUGACAUGCGCCGCAGAUGAUGCAAGACGAGCCACAUUCGGUUAGAAUUCACAGUCACCACUCUCCAAAAGCGCGCACUAAUAUGUCGUGCUUCGUGGCGUUGUUACAAACACAAAGACACGAUCUCACCAUGACAAGUAUCCCUCUGAUCCAGCCUUCGGCCUCAGCAUCCAAAUUCAGCGCAAGCAAAAACAGUCAAUCCAUUUUCAGUAUACCGACGGUCGAUAUUAGGGAUGCGAGCACUUACCAGGAUGUGUUAAAUGAACCAGAAACAGAGGAUGACUAUGUUUUCGACAUGCAUCUGGAUCCUAGUCCUAUUGGCAAGGACUUGCCUGUAGAAUCUUGGGCCCAGAGCAACAGAACACUUGCGGCCACAUUCAGACCUAGCACCAAUGAGAUUGCUGUCUAUGUGGCAGGGAAAAAAGCUGCUGAAGAGUUUCCCAUCAGACAGCAGAUGUCAGCUAAGGAUAAUACAGUGUUCCUGUGUCAAGCAUCGAUCCCUAAGUGUCGUAUUCCAUUUAUCACGCAGAUAUUUGAUGUGUUUACUAAAGUAACAGACUUGGAUCCUCGCAAGGGACGUGAAAAUUAUAAACGCAAUUACGAUUUAUACUAUGCAGGGAUCAAGAAGUAUCUUGUUCAGCUCUAUGUACAAUCAAAGAAGGAUAUGGAGACUAAGGAAAUGGACGAAAAUUCUCAUGAACUUGACCUUAUCGAAGGAAUUGCUGCAAUCUGGCAUCUUUCUGAAUGUAUUUUCUUCACAAAAGAUCAGGAUAAGCCAAUUGCGUUCAUGUAUAGCGAGUGGCUUGCAUCACAUGUUUUCACAGGGAUUGACUUGAGUAUUGGCGAACAGUUACUCAGAUCUGAAGACAAACUAUCAAAUCCUCAAUUCUGGCCCUAUAUUCAUCAAUGUCUGUUGCGCGGUCUUGGAAACUCUGUCGUGUUUAUGGUGGAGCAAAUCCUAAGCGAAGAAACAAACGAAGAUAAAGCUGAUGCUUUAGAGGCUCUACUAAAAUUGCUUCGAGAGAUCCCAUCCUCUGGGUCAAUAGCACCAGAUGGCAAGAGUCGGGAUCGACAUAAAAAAUGGAGCAGAGCAUGCGAAAAAUUCGCAAACUCUUCGCAAGUCUCUCGCCUUGGAGCGGGUGGGAAGAAAGCUGCGGGUAUAUUGUCUGGAGAUAUUGAGACAAUUCUUACUUCUACAGAAUCUUGGGAAGAAGCUUUCUCCGCCAUCCUUCUCUACAACAAUCCAGAAAUUCGCAGAUAUGAGCUUUUGCCAGUACUGAAAUUAUGUGUAGAGAAAUAUCUAGAUGAUACAGAGGUGUCACUUUUGAACAGGAUCAAGAUCGCUGUCUUGGAGAUGGACGCCAUCAAGACUCUUCGUCACUGCGGGAGCUAUCAUCCUUGGCUUGUUGCCCAUCUCGCUGACAUUCUUCAGCAGUAUGGAUAUUUAAAUAUAGGCGACCUUCAACUUCAAGAUAUCACUGCUGAAUUUGAACUGGAUGUCCGCGAUUUUUUCGUGAUUAGCUAUGCUCAAAGUCUUAUGUCUAACACAGGUCUUUGGGAGGUUGUCGCUGGCUAUCUGCUUAGGUGCGGACAUACCGGUAGAGCUAUGCUGUCAGAGUGGAUUUGUCACGUGCCCUUGCAAACACCUAGCCACGCCAACAAAGUACUCAAAUUUUGUGAAGAUAACGAACUUUCAGAUGCACUACGCUCUAUCAACAGAGUUAUUGGUGUAGAAGAGGCGAAGCGCGGCGAAUACAUACUUGCGAUCCAGCAUUUCAUUGCCUCCUGUGAUGAUGACCGCGUAGCCAAAGUAGUAGAUGAGUUAAUGCAGAGAUACUUGAAGAGUGGCCAGUUUGACCUAGAGGACACACUCAUAUCUCUCUCGGAUCGAACCUCAAACCGACAUGUUGACUUUUUUCGCCUCUAUGUUCAAUUCCAUCAGGAAUACAAGAACGGCAACCUUAUGAAUGCAGGACGUAUAUUGAGAAAGCUGUUGACGAUGGGAAAAGCAUCGAUCAGGUAUUGGGCUGCAAUUUUAUUUGAUGCAUUGCCUCUACUGGAGAAUAAGCAGCGAGUGAUCUUUGAUUCAAGCGACACAUAUGAGCUCAUGUGGUGCUUGGAGGAGAUUGUUGGAUCACAACAUAAAGCAGAAUAUCUCAAGCGGUUGCCUGCAAAUAUAGCAUCAGAAGGGUCGACAGUGGAAGAAAGGGAGAAGCAACUGAAUAUUAUUCGACUCUCUUUAGUUAGAAACCUUGCUCGGUCACUUAUGAAAGAAAAGGAAUUUGACUUGGAGAAUGGCAGUAGCGACGACUUAUAUUCUGAGCUCUCACAAACACUUGGUGUGCGACUUCCGCAACCACAACCAGUCCACCAUCAUGGCCAUAGAAAUAAUGGAGGACUGACUAUCGUUACUCAGCCACCUGGCAUUAAUCGUCAUGCCAAUCGAAAUGGAUCCAUUGAACAGAGUCUGCAACAAAGUUAUCAUAACCAUCAUCGUCGUUACAAUCAUGAUAACAUACAGCCAUCAUCUGAAAAAUAUCCCAGGGAUUCCGUGGUAGCAGGACUUGUGCAUGAUGAUCGUGAUAAUAAGAUUAAUGAUAGUCAUGACACUAAUAAUCAACACACAGUGCGGAAACGCCGACCGGACCAAUUGCAACAGCAUGAUCUUGACAAGGCGAAGGCUGAAAGGAUGGAGAAGCGCAAGAAACAUAAUAAGGCUUCCAGGGAUGGAGGAGAAGAGCCCAGUCGAUGUCCAUCCGUCUGGGUGGCGUUUUCUAGGAUGGUGACUUGUUGCUUUCCACCUCCUCUUCUUGUAUUGCUUGGCAAGCAUACUUCAGAAAUCCAACAAGCCUGGCGCGAAAAGGUCGCGCUGGUAUUCAUCAUUUUCAUGCUAUGCUUCUCAGUCGGAUUCCUCACUUUUGGCUUCAAUGUUGUUCUUUGUGGCAAGGAACCCAGCCGUAUCCGGCAUGGCCACGUUGAUAAUCAAUCAGCGGUUCUCUUGGGCCGCGCUUACUUACUCAAAGACUUCAACCAUCCUCCUGUACCUGGAAUCCCUAACGUUACAAGCAAUUUACUCGCCAAGCCAGUCCCAGAUGCUGGCGGGAGAGAUAUGACAUUUAUGUUUCAAAAAGUCAAUCAUGCAUGCAAAGGCGUCUUAGGCGCUAAACAGCACGACCAAUUCGGGAAUGUCUGGAACUAUUUCCCUUGCGUUGUCACAAGUGCUGGCUCAGGCACCAAGCCUCUUGGUGGAUUAGGGACCCAAGGCUGCCAUAUAGGACCACGGUCGAUGAAUGCACGUGAGUACAUCAAGCAUCUCCGAUUUAUGGGUGAGGUUUACUUCAGCUGGGAGGAUCUCAGAGAGAGUGGGACUAACUAUGUGGUCUAUAAUGGAAAUGUACUGGACCUUAACCGACUAUCUUGGUUGGAGGACAAUAUUAUCGUCCCUCCUUCGUUUGCUCCCUUCAUGAAUGGAAGCUUUGCAGGCAAAGAUAUCAGUUUGAGCAUGUCCUAUUCCAAGGAGCGCAUCAAUAUCAGCAAGUGCCUUGUCGAGAUUGUCAAAGUUGGGGUCAUUGAUCAAAUGUCAUUAGGAUGCGUGAUCGCGGAUAUUGUACUCUAUGUCUCACUGAUCGUCAUCCUGGGCGUUGUCUUACUCAGGUUCUUUUUGGCUGUCAUCUUUGGAUGGGUCCUCAGCUGGAGAUUAGGGUCAUUUGACGAAAAGACCUUUGCUGAAAAGCUUCGACGCCAGGAGAUCAUUGAAGCCUGGGUCGACGACAACACUUCGCCAUACGUUGAGAGCCCAAAUUCUGAGACAAAUCGCCGUGCCGAGCGUAUUCGCGCCAAUGUCAUACCUUCAGGAUCCCGAUACUCUGUUGACGUCUCGGGCACCACCACGCCCAAUGGGUCACAUAUAUCUGCUACUACAGAGUUCCCGUUUCCGCUCGGUCUCCCUCCUCCACCUAAUCGCUGGAAUAGUUUACCUUCAAACACUGAAAUGUCACGGUCUAGUUCAUCUUUGAAAGGACGUUCUAUGCCGCGGCCCGGUCAAAUGCGUUCCGAUUCCUUGAAGCCAUCGAGCUUUACAAGCGGGUCACGUUUAAGUCGUGCAGGUCUCAAUGCCUCUCUAUCCAAACUCAAGGGUGAGGCUCGGCAAUGUCCAUUGUUACAUACGCUAAUGUUAGUGACAUGCUAUUCUGAAGGCAUGGAUGGCCUUCGAGCUACUUGCGACUCGCUUGCGAACACGAGCUACCCUUCGACCCAUAAGCUACUUUUGAUCAUUGCGGAUGGCAUUAUUCGUGGCGAAAAUGAGGAUAGAACAACACCUGAUAUUUGCUUGGAUAUGAUGACUGACUUUGUGGUCCCUCGCGAAGAAGUCGAGCCCCAGUCAUACAUUGCUAUUGCUGACGGAUCCAAGCGCCACAACAUGGCCAAGAUCUACGCCGGAUAUUAUAAAUAUGCAGAUGAUUGUGAAAUUCCGAUGGAAGAACGCCAAAGAGUCCCCAUGAUUGUGAUUGUCAAAUGUGGAACCCCUGCAGAAUCAAGCGACAAGAAACCUGGAAACCGUGGCAAGAGGGAUUCACAGAUUAUUUUGAUGUCAUUCCUGCAAAAAGUGAUGUUUGAUGAGCGCAUGACGCCGUUGGAAUAUGAAUUCUUCAACGCGUUUUGGAAUGUAACCAAGGUGACACCAGACUUUUAUGAGCUUGUGCUCAUGGUUGAUGCGGACACUAAGGUCUAUCCUGAUUCUUUAACCAGAAUGGUUGCCUGCAUGGCUCAAGAUCCAACCGUAAUGGGUCUUUGUGGCGAGACCAAGAUCGCCAAUAAGAAGGAAUCUUGGGUUUCCAUGAUCCAAGUUUUUGAGUAUUACAUUUCACAUCAUCUAUCAAAAGCAUUUGAGUCCAUCUUUGGAGGCGUGACUUGUCUUCCUGGUUGUUUUUGCAUGUACCGCAUCAAGGCUCCCAAGGGCCCUAAUCGAUAUUGGGUCCCUGUUCUCGCCAAUCCUGAUAUUGUUGAGCACUAUUCCGAGAACGUUGUUGAUACGCUUCACAAGAAGAACUUGCUGCUUUUGGGAGAGGAUCGUUACUUGACCACGCUCAUGCUUCGAACAUUCCCAAAGCGCAAGAUGAUGUUUGUUCCUCAGGCGGUUUGCAAAACCCAGGUUCCUAUCUCUUUCGCAGUUUUGUUGUCUCAGCGCCGUCGGUGGAUCAACUCGACAAUCCACAAUCUGAUGGAGCUGGUUCUGAUCCGAGAUCUUUGUGGAACGUUCUGUUUCUCGAUGCAGUUUGUGAUCUUCAUGGAGCUGGUGGGAACUGUGGUCCUACCUGCUGCCAUCUCGUUCACAAUGUAUUUAAUUAUCAUCUCUUUCAUUAUCACGCCGGUCCCGAUCAUUCCACUCAUGUUAUUGGCAGCUAUUUUAGGCCUUCCAGCCAUCUUGAUUCUGAUGACGACACGCAAGAUUGUGUACGUUGGUUGGAUGGGCAUGUACUUACUUUCGCUUCCAAUCUGGAACUUCGUACUGCCAACCUAUGCAUUCUGGCACUUCGAUGACUUUACGUGGGGCCAAACGCGUAAGGUGCAAGGCGAAGGUGAUGGCAAAGCGGAUUCACAUGGCUCCAAAGAAGGCGAGUUUGAUUCGAGUCAGAUCGUGAUGAAGAAAUGGUGCGAGUUUGAACGCGAUAAAAGGAUCAAACUUGGCUUGAGCAAUGGCAUCACUGGUUGGUACCAGCCUGUAUCGACGCUAAGUCAAAAUGGAAGUAUUAUGAAUGAUCAAGGGGGUGUUGGCGUUGGCAUGUAA